AAAGUCUAGAGAAGAAAGGCAGAGAAGACGAUUACAUGUCUUGUCACUUAAGAAUUAUAGGUUAUAAUUUUGGAUCUAGAUUCAAAAACUUUUUGGUUUUUGUUAUUUGAAUUAAGCCCUCAAAAUGGUGUAUUACUUCGAAAGUAGUAUAGUUUCCCCACCAGCACUUCUGUAUAUGGGCAUUGAUAAGCACGAAAAUGAAGACUUAAUAAAAUGGGGUUGGCCAGAAGAUGUCUGGUUUCAUGUAGACGAACUAUCGUCUGCCCAUGUUUAUUUACGACUCAGAUCGGGUCAAACUAUAGAUGACAUUCCUUCGGCCGUUAUUGAAGAUGCCGCACAAUUAGUAAAAGCCAAUAGUAUAAUGGGUAACAAAAUGAAUGACGUUGGCGUAGUUUAUACCAUGUGGUCUAAUUUAAAAAAGACAGCGGGCAUGGAAGUUGGUCAAGUAGGAUUCCACAAAGAAAGUGAAGUGCGAAAAAUAAAAGUGGCUAAAAGGAUAAAUGAAAUUAUAAACAGGCUGAAUAAGACUAAAAAGGAAAAUCAACCAGAUUUUCGAGCUGAGCGGGAAAAAAGAGACACAUUAGACCGCGAGGAUAAGAAGAAACUGAUGAGAGAACAGAAAAAGAAAGAUGAGGAAGAGGAGAAAAAACGAAAAGAAGAAGCUGAAUUGCGAAGUUACAAUUCUUUGAUGAGCUCGGAUAACAUGAGUAAAUAUGAUGACGGAAAUGAUUCUGAUGAUUUUAUGUAAUAUAUUACAUUAAAUUACA
Messenger RNA from Dendroctonus ponderosae (mountain pine beetle), 767 nucleotides. RefSeq names its product coiled-coil domain-containing protein 25. Bases 125 to 748 code for a protein of 207 amino acids. The record is from RefSeq and is a predicted model, not a curated record. The transcript has 4 exons. Lineage: Eukaryota; Metazoa; Arthropoda; Insecta; Coleoptera; Curculionidae.